AUGGGAGAUAGCAACAGUGAGCUGUACGUGGCGAUUGCUGCUCUGCUCAUAUCUCUUGUUGCCCUUGCUGCUUCGGUCCUACAAGUCGCCCAGCAGUACUUCGCCUCUGCCACCGGCUACGCCAGCUGCGACGAGAAGGUCAUAGGCAAAUGGUCAAGCUCUACAAUACGAAUCUUAAAGCCAUACGAGUUUCGCUUCGAGGUCCAAUAUCAGGCUCCGGUCAUCUUCCUCUGUCGCCUCGACAACAAGAACGGCCCCGUGCCGGACGUUAAAAUUAUUCCUCUCGUGGGAAGCGACGAAAGCCGUCGAGAGAGUUGCAGUGACAUUCAGGAGGACGGUCGCAACACACAAAAGUCCAGCCAAGUACAGAAGGAAAAAUCCACCCGAGUAAAGCAGAAAGAAGCCAUACACACCGCAGACAAUGAAUUGGCUUCCUGGGUUACCUUGCUGGCAGCCUUCCAGCGAAUGGAGCAUGAUUCGAGAGACUGGCAACAGAAGCUCCUCGAGAAGCCACUCCGUCCUCCAACAGGCGAACCGCACAAUGCACUGUUGAAGCCCGAAGAGGUCGAGGAAGUGGAAAAGAAACACACGUUGGUCGUUGCCUUGCAGAAGAAGACAAAGAGCUGGGAUACGAUGCCGGCAGGCGUCAAGAAGCCGUAUGCAACGACAACUUGGUGUCAUAUGGUGGAGAUGGCUGCUCUGCUCGGGAUAUACUGGAGCGAAUUUGACCGAUCGCAUGACCGCUACCGAGCUGAAGGCAACGGUUACAUGUUGACGGGGGAGAAAAUGACCGACCUUGGUAUCAUGUUCACCUUUCAAGUCUACGGGAAGAGCGAAUUCAAAGCCAACCGCAUCAUCCCGGUUGAGGAGGUGAAGGACCUGUGCUUCGGGGUCGUGCCAACGAUAUUUCGACGACCCGAGGCGGUUGACAUGCGACGUCUCACAGAUGACCGCCAGGAUCUCAGCAUGCUCAACUUGUCCAACCGGAUUGAGAUUUCAGAGACACUGGGCCUUAUUGGUUGCAAUACCAACACGGUCAACUACUUUGCUCGUGAGGACACGCAGAACAAGCGUGUUGCUCACCUCUUUCCAAUCGCUUUUGAAAUCAUCGGCAUGCUAGGCCGGACUCUUCACAUCGAUCACAGUGUCUUCCGAUGCCUCCCGAACCCUACAAUGUAUUUUUGGAACACGAAGACAUUCUCGCUGCCAAAGCUGCUUGAUGCUUACCUCAAAGAAUCCAACAAGCACGGCGUUCUGAGUAACCAGGACUCGAGGGUUAUGCAGGCUAUCCGGCGGCACGGCAGAAGAGUGCAACUGCAAAUGAGAAAUGCUGGCUCCAACGGGCGAUCGAGCUUUAUGUUGCUCGACACUCUCCAUCACGCCCUCGACGCCAUGGAUGAAGUGUUGACUGGCAAGGCCAAAGAAAAACGACCCCCGCUGCCGCGACAGGGCACCACGUACUCCAACCAGAACCCAGCGCUGUCUGUCAAGAAGAAGCCAGACGAGCAGAGGCCAACCGACGCUACAGAAGACCAGAAUGAGACGACGCGCCGGCAAAAGGUGACGGACGUGCUGCGCAGCCACAUUCAAGAAGUUAUGUAUGGUCUCAACGAAAAGGUCAACGAAAAGGAUGCCGAGGCGCAAAGCCCCAUCCAGUUCGACGGCAACACAGCACGAUUUGAGGAUAUUGAUUCCGCAGCCCCCGAGGACAAACAAGCCAAGCUUAUGGAGGUUUAUUUCCAAGCGAUCCGCAACAAGGUCAUCGGCACGGCUUUGCGUUCGACGAAACGGCGCGAAUCCCUAACCCCGAUGCUGCCACUGGCCACGCCAAGCAGCCAGAAGCGGACCGCGGGUCAAACGAUUGUGGAAACCUCCGAAGACGGCGACGAAGAAGACGCAGAGGACGAGGAUGAAGACGAUGAUGUGGCAGAGGAGGAUGAGCUCUGGAAGCUGCCCACAGACGACGUCUCACACGAAGAUAUUUGGUGCACGCUUGUGUUCCGGAUGAUCUGCUGGCUGAUGCUUCAUGACUUCAACAAGAACGACCGACAAAUCUCGAAGAGCGAGCUACGGGGAAGCCGACUGCCCAUCUACAUUGCGUGA
Molecule: messenger RNA, 2103 nt
Organism: Verticillium dahliae VdLs.17
Lineage: Eukaryota; Fungi; Ascomycota; Sordariomycetes; Glomerellales; Plectosphaerellaceae
Product: modin
Exons: 2
Coding region: 1-2103 (700 amino acids)
Source: RefSeq, a predicted model, not a curated record